This is a messenger RNA of Closterium sp. NIES-65, 2436 nucleotides long. The record is from the annotation of a GenBank genome assembly. NCBI's taxonomy places the organism in Eukaryota, Viridiplantae, Streptophyta, Zygnematophyceae, Desmidiales, Closteriaceae.
AUGGCUGGCGUCGCGCCGCCGGCGGGGAGCAGCGCGAUUCCCGACCUGAACGAGCCUUUCAUGGAGGAAGAUGUACACACCGCUAGGGCAAAUAUUCCCACCGACAUGGUGGUCGACGUAGAUGCCGCUAGGGCAAAAAUUCCCGCCGACCCGACCAUCCCCCUACCGCCAGGGACGAAAGGGGCUCCCGAACCCGAGCCGGACCGGUACUCGCCGCGUUCGGACACGGAGCAGCCGCCGCCAAUUGGACCAUUUCCAGAAAACGACUACAUGUAUCUGAGCGUAGAGGACUUGUUGGCAGCCGACGAGAAAGAUGACGCCUUCCUGCAAAACAUUCCGCGCGACGAUUUUGCGGAAGCCGCCUUCGACAUCAACAAAGAGCUCGCCAAGAAGAACAGAUUGCUAAGGAUGAUGUGGGGUUUCCGGCAUCUCGACACGCUGGAGGCGAGAACGACCCGGAUUCAGUACCUGCGGGCGCUGCUCGACUUCAGGAGAUGGUGCUGCGCGAACCUUCCAAGACAGCAAACCGCCAGAGUCAAGGGGGACGGCGUGCUGGAACACGAGGACGAGAUAGGGAGGUACAUCGACGAAGACAUGGGUGAUCAGUGGCACACCGCCAAGGGCGACCUACAAUGGAUGCACGGUCCCCGCGUCAAUGCCACGCGGAUCAGGGCGUACAUUCUGUCAAUCGCGAGGCAGCAUGGUAUUGCCAAGGCCGAGGAGCUCGAGGAGCUGAAUCCCAACGUCCGUGUCCAGCCCCUGAAGCCGACAACCGUUUCGAUGCUGCUCAUCCGCAUCAAAGCGCUCCAGACAGCCUGCAAGGUCGAGGGGACGCUCUUCGGGGUGAAGGAGCUCCACAUCAUGUACGACAUCUCCGAGGUCCGCUCGGAGGUGCGCGCGAUGGUCAGAGAGAAGUGGCACAGGGACGACAGGGAUUGCGUCGACCGGCACCGCGGAACGCUCGGCGACACGUACACCACCGACCAGAUCCGCCACCUCAUGUUCAAGGUCUUGCCGACUUGGAUAGCUCGGGCGUACGAACCCAAGGCGGCCACCCCCUCCCAGACACUGUGGAAGUUUCUGCUGAUGAAGACGAUGACCCUCUUGGGUCACCACACCCUUCUCCGCGGAGGCAGUCUCCGAGCGAUCGAGCUCCCCGACCUGUUUUUGUACAGAAUGGGGAGCGCGUUGCCAGAGCACUCCACGCGACGGCCGGUUGUCAUGGUCGUCGCGUCACGAAACUCCAAGACGAACAAGGAUGCUCGUCUGCAUCACAGCUACGCGGCGAGACACCUGGAGCAAGAGAUGUGCGCCGUCGGUCACACACUGUUGUGGCUGCACUUCGUGUACGACCAGCUGAGCCACUCGCCCACCUCUCGAUGUGUGCCACCCCUCGACUUCACAACUCCGUACAGCUGGUAUCACAAGCACCUCUUUCAUGCUCGGAACGACAAGGCACAAAAAGAGCUGCCGGCAUCAUCUCAUUCUCGGAUCACGAAAGAGAUGUGGCGGACGAACAAGAUCUUCAUCACGCGCAACACCCACGCCGCCCGGGCGGGUGGGGCACAGGAGCUGGCCAGCGACGACGUUCCGCGAUCUGACAUCGCCGACUUGGGCCACUGGGCGCUCGACAAGCUCGCGAAGAGCUACAUCACGACCAUCCCGAAGGCGGCGGUGUUGAGAAAGGCAGGCUACACGGGCAAGCGCGACGACUACCACCUCGGCCGGAGCAUGGUGAAGCCCGACGACAAGGUGGUGGCCCUCAUUGCCCAGCACAUCUUUCCGUGGGCGGAAGCGGAACUGGCCAAGAGUUCCAAGCUCUGCCGCGACCCCGACUUCCAGAAAUGGGCCAAGGACGUCAACCGGGUGGACCUCGAAACCAUCGCGACGCGCAGUACUCCGAGCGAGAACCCCCAAGAGGAAUUCAGCGCGCGAGUUGACGCCGAAUAUCAGGUCGACCAGCUCACCAUGAUGCUGCACCGCCAGAGGGAGGAUGCCGCGAUCGAGAAGCUUGAAAUGCAGAAGAAUUUGGAGGAGAAGGACGCGGAGAUCGCGAAGCGGAUCAUGGAAGCGGUGCACGACUUGCGGCGGAGCGACGACGCCGCUGACACCGCCGCCGUCAUCAAGCUACUCGACCACCUGGGGCGAACGGGGCUUUCCACUUUCAGCGACGCGCUCUUGGUCCUCCGUGCAACCCCGCCCAUCAAGGUCCCCACCACAGCCGACGGAAAGUCGGUCGGCAUCAAGGGUGUGGACAAGCCGCUGGCGAGGAAGCUCGCCGUUGCGUGGGGCGUGGUCACGGCGGGCUACAUGGACGCUGACUGGGGAAAGAGGCUCUUUGGCGACUUGUGGGAUGAGCAGGCCAAUAGGGCCGGCUUGGAGGCCGAGGCGACGGCGGGAGCCAUCGGCGCAGGGAAGCGCAAGAGGGCGGGCUGA